AGCAUCCUAUAAAACAAGGCACAGCCGCUGGCGCCCACAGGAUCCAACUAGGACGCCGACACUCCAGGGUCUUUCUCGCACAAGGCAGGCAGAAUGAAGGGAGCAGUCGUUGCUUUUCUCGCACUUUACGUCGUCGCAGUAACCUGCUCGGCGCACGUACUGUCCCAGGAAACGAAGAAAACACAGGAAGGUGGUCUGAACCAGAACUUGGGAAACGAAGUCGAACUUGUAGGAAAGCUGCUGUUAGAGACAGCUGAAGUGCUCGCCAAGGACAACUCGAAACAGGAUGAUGAGUACUUCCUAAGAGACCUGCUCGAAAAGGCAAGGGAUGCCCUGACGAACGCUGGUAAGAAGAUGACGGAGGUCGCAAAAAAUGCCGUAGAUGACGUGAAGACAGCCAUGCAAAAGGCCUUUGAAAGGACCAAGCAGAAGGCAUCGGAAAAGGCUCUUGAAAUUCUGGCAAAGGUCAUGGGCGAUUCAAUGGCUUCGUAUGCUGCUGAAGAUUCGGGCUCGCAGAGCGCUUUCCGUCAAACCGUAGUUGAUAAGCUUCAGCUCGUUGGCAACAAAUUUGUCGCCGCGGGCAAGAAGCUUUCAGGCCACUAAAGAAGUGAAAUGUGUGUUCACAGGCAAUUCGAACGAGCAACUUGAAUAAAGUAUUCUUGUUAU
This is a messenger RNA of Dermacentor silvarum, 666 nucleotides long. RefSeq lists its product as uncharacterized. The coding region runs from base 94 to 603 and encodes 169 amino acids. NCBI's taxonomy places the organism in Eukaryota, Metazoa, Arthropoda, Arachnida, Ixodida, Ixodidae. The transcript has 4 exons. The record is from RefSeq and is a predicted model, not a curated record.